Pectinophora gossypiella (pink bollworm) is the source of this 1003-nucleotide messenger RNA. It is a transcript of the gene BomSIFR, whose product is annotated as neuropeptide SIFamide receptor. The transcript has 2 exons. Gene Ontology annotation, biological process: G protein-coupled receptor signaling pathway. The record is from RefSeq and is a predicted model, not a curated record. Gene Ontology annotation, molecular function: peptide binding; G protein-coupled receptor activity. Gene Ontology annotation, cellular component: membrane. The coding region runs from base 134 to 847 and encodes 237 amino acids. Lineage: Eukaryota; Metazoa; Arthropoda; Insecta; Lepidoptera; Gelechiidae.
CACGCAUCGAAGGCAGACGUACCAUUUUGAACACGUGUACACUUGUGUUUGAGCACGCGUGCGUUUUGGAAAUUUAGAAUUCCUCGCGAUCUGGUGGCCGCUGAAAUGUCAGAUUACAAAGCGCCGUGCCAGGAUGAUGAUCGUGUUCAUCUGGAUCUUCGCUAUAGUUGUCACCACGCCCUGGGUCUUCUUUUUCGACCUGGUUGUCGUUUUCGAAGACAACCCUCAUAUCCGCCUUUGCCUUGACGUCUGGCCCAAUCCUCUCAGCGAAAUUCUUUACUUCGUCGUCGGCAACCUCAUAUUUUGCUACAUCCUGCCCAUGGUCCUCAUCACCAUGUGCUAUAUCCUCAUUUGGAUCAAAGUCUGGAGGAGAAGCAUCCCCACAGAUACCCAGGAUGCCCAGAUGGAGAGGAUGCAACAGAAAUCCAAGGUCAAGGUCAUGAAGAUGCUUGUUGCUGUUGUCAUCUUGUUCGUCCUGUCCUGGUUCCCGCUGUACCUCAUCUUCGCGAGGAUAAAGCUGGGAGGCCCCAUUCAGAAAUGGGAGGAGAACAUCUUCCCCGUGGUGACACCUCUAGCGCAGUGGUUAGGGGCGUCUAACUCCUGCAUUAAUCCAAUCCUGUACGCGUUCUUCAACAAGAAGUAUAGGAAGGGCUUCGUCGCGAUUAUCAAGAGCAGGAAGUGCUGCGGGAGGCUUCGUUACUACGAGACCAUCGCGCUGCAGUCAUCGAGCACGUCGACAAGAAAGUCCUGGCAUUACAACAAUAACAACCACGCCUCGAUCACGCGCCGAUCCCCUCCUAUGGACAAGAACGCCGUAUCCUUUAUCUUCAACCAUACGGGGGUCUAAAGAAACUAUGUGGCUAGUGUGGUCUUGUUCUCUCGCAGCCAAUGGCUGUCAAUGACGUCACCGGCGCUCGCGCGGGUGGCUGACGCGACUCAGCAUAUCGACACACGGCAAUUUCUACGCUAAGUACAUUUUUUAGUUCGACCGUUUGAUGUUGUC